This is a messenger RNA of Torulaspora delbrueckii, 2883 nucleotides long. It is a transcript of the gene HSH155, whose product is annotated as U2 snRNP complex subunit HSH155. NCBI's taxonomy places the organism in Eukaryota, Fungi, Ascomycota, Saccharomycetes, Saccharomycetales, Saccharomycetaceae. Gene Ontology annotation, molecular function: mRNA binding. The record is from RefSeq and is a predicted model, not a curated record. The transcript has a single exon. Gene Ontology annotation, biological process: spliceosomal complex assembly. Gene Ontology annotation, cellular component: U2-type prespliceosome; catalytic step 2 spliceosome; U2 snRNP. The coding region runs from base 1 to 2883 and encodes 960 amino acids.
AUGAUGGGCUUGGAAAUGGAUUACAAACGCCAGUUAGGUGGCCAGUACUCGAUCUCCCAUGAUUUGAAGGUUAGUAUUAGAGAAGAGGCAUCCAAAAAUGAGCAAGAAGAUCAGUUGAUGCAACGAAUGAGUAAGAAAAGCUCUUAUGCUAAAGAAGAUGAGUACCAUAAACGUCGUUUGGAUCGUGAAAUAACAGGGAAUGGACCACAGGAUGGAAAAAGGCCUCUGGAAGUGAACGAUUCGGAUUCUCAAGUAGUGGUAAAGAGAUCUAGAUGGGAUGUCCAGAGCUACCAGAUACCAGAAAAAACUAGACAAAUGAACCGGGACCUGGAGGGAACGUUGAUGGAAUUCCCGGGCUCGAAUAAUGUCAGGUUCCUUAAACCAUCAGACCAAAAGCAUUUUGCUCUAGCUUUGCAGGAUAAACCAAUUGAGGAUCUAACUAAAGAAGAACAGAAGGAGAGAACACUUGUUUCACUACUUUUGCGAAUCAAGAAUGGAAAUACUGCUUCAAGAAAGAGAGCCAUGAAAGGCUUGCAAGAGAAGUGUAAUGAUUUCGGGCCGCAAUUGAUAUUUGACCGGCUCUUACCAAUACUUAUUGACCAGACUUUGGAAGAUCAAGAACGGCAUCUAAUGAUUAAGGUGAUUGGGCGGGUUCUCUAUAUGUUGGGAAGCAGCGUUGGCCCAUAUACACAUCAGAUACUCAUGGUCAUAUCACCACUAUUGAUCGAUGAGGACCCAAUUGCUCGUGAAACAGGGAGAGAAAUUAUCACUACGUUGGCCCAUGCUGCUGGAUUGGUUGGUAUGCUGGCCACAAUGCGUCCUGAUAUCGACAGCGAGGAUGAAUAUGUGCGAAAUACCACAUCUAGAGCGAUGGCUGUUGUCGCGAAAGCUCUUGGAGUUCCAAAUUUAAUACCUUUUCUAAAUGCUGUUUCUCAUUCCAAAAAGUCUUGGAGAGCACGUCACACAGGGUUGAAGAUAAUCCUUCAGAUUGGUCUCCUGUUGAAGCGAGAUAUUCUACCGCAUUUACAGGGCCUCAUGGAAUGUGUCAAAGAUGGGCUGACCGACGAGCAUACUCCUAUUCGUACGAUAGCUGCCAACACUAUUGCCACGUUGGCCCAAAUGUCUUAUCCAUAUGGUAUCGAGUCUUUUAACAUCGUGCUGGAACCUCUAUGGAGAGGCAUGAGAACACAUAGAGGCAAAGUUCUGGCUAGUUUCUUGAGAGCAUUAGGGAAUUUAAUUCCACUCAUGGACGCAGAAUAUGCCGGUUAUUAUACAGAGGAAAUUAUGAGAGUGGUCAAUCGGGAAUUCGACUCACCAGAUGACGAAAUGAAGAAAGCAGUGUUAAUGGUACUGCAAAAAUGCUGUAAGACAGAAGGUGUUACUCCCAAAUAUCUACGGCAAGAGGUUGCUCCUAACUUCUUUAAAUAUUUUUGGGUGAGACGUACAGCACUAGAUCGCCAGUUGAAUAAACUGGUCACCUAUACUACCACAAUACUUUCGGAAAAGGUCGGUGCUCCUUUCAUUAUAGAAAAUCUCUUAACGCCACUUCGAGAUGAAGCUGAACCUUUCAGAACCAUGGCGGUACAUGCAGUUAGCAAAGUGGUUGCCUUGCUGGGAAUCGCUGACCUCGAUGAGAGACUGGAAAUCCGACUAAUAGAUGCCUUACUUAUUGCAUUCCAGGAACAGACGAAUCAUGACAGCGGUAUUUUUAGAGGGUUCGGGAUUGUGGCCACUGCUUUGGAUAAAAGAAUGAAACCUUUUCUCUCUCCAAUCAUUAGUAUUAUCCUCAACCAUCUCAAACAUAAAUCACCGUUAGUUCGUGAACAUGCAGCAGAUCUAUGCGCCAUUCUUAUACCUGUGAUAAAGAAUUGUGGAGAAUUGGAGAUGCUCAACAAGCUAUCAAUUAUCCUAUACGAAUCAUUGGGCGAAGUUUAUCCAGAGGUCUUGGGAUCUAUUUUGAGCGCAAUGUCAAGUGCUGUGAUGUGCUCAAAUUUAUCAAAGCUUCAACCACCAAUUAAUCAAAUCGUUCCUACUUUGACUCCAAUACUGCGAAAUAGGCAUAGAAAGGUGGAAAUUAACAUUAUAGAGCUGAUAGGUCGCAUUGCAAGCUUAGCACCCGAAUACGUGGCGCCUAAGGAAUGGAUGAGAAUAUGCUUUGAGUUGCUAGAGCUCUUGAAAAGUCCCAACAAGGCCACUCGAAGGGUGGCCAAUGAGACGUUUGGCUCUAUUGCUCGAGCAAUCGGGCCGCAAGACGUUCUAGUUGCUUUGCUGAAUAAUUUGAAGGUACAAGAGCGUCAGCUUCGAGUUUGUUCAGCUAUUGCCAUCGGUAUCGUUGCGAAAUCAUGCGGGCCAUACACUGCUUUGCCCGCUAUGAUGAAUGAGUAUAAGACUCCAGAGACAAAUGUUCAAAACGGUAUAUUAAAAGCCCUAGCUUUUAUGUUCGAAUACAUUGGAGAUAUGUCCCAAGAUUAUAUUUACCUCGUUGCUCCGUUAGUGGAGGAUGCUCUGACAGAUCGAGACUUGGUUCAUCGACAAACUGCUGCAAAUGUGAUAAAACAUCUGGCGUUGAACUGCUCAGGAUCUGGUUGCGAAGACGCUUUCAUUCAUUUUCUCAAUUUACUAAUUCCAAAUAUUUUCGAGACCUCGCCGCAUGUAAUUUCACGUAUCCUCGAGGGUCUAGAGGCACUCAGCUUUGCAACAGGUCCGAGUGUAGCUUCGAAUUAUGUUUGGGCAGGAUUAUUUCAUCCAGCGAAGCAUGUUCGCGUAGCAUUUUGGAGACUUUACAAUAGUAUCUACGUUCAGCAUGCAGACUCGCUAGUGCCCAACUAUCCUGCCAUAGGUCAUGAGGCGAGCAGCAUACCUGAGCUAGAUAUUGUAUUGUAA